Messenger RNA from Fusarium odoratissimum NRRL 54006, 911 nucleotides. Its product is annotated as phosphoglycolate phosphatase. The transcript has a single exon. Gene Ontology annotation, biological process: dephosphorylation; DNA repair. Gene Ontology annotation, molecular function: phosphoglycolate phosphatase activity. Lineage: Eukaryota; Fungi; Ascomycota; Sordariomycetes; Hypocreales; Nectriaceae. Bases 1 to 690 code for a protein of 229 amino acids. The record is from RefSeq and is a predicted model, not a curated record.
AUGCCUGCUCAAUUAGUCAUCUUCGACUUUGACGGCACUCUUUUCGAUACCCAUCAAGCCAUCUCUCACAGUAUCAAGCUCACCUUCGACACACUCCUUCCAGCCUCAGCUCCAGCAGAGUCUGAGGUGCAGAAGUUGAUCAGUUCUGGCUUGGGUCUCAAGGAAGUUCUCAAGGAACUACAUCCUUCUCCCGACUCUUUUGAAGAGGGUGAAUGGACGUCAACGUACCGUCGCUUCUACAAUGACCAGGGACAAGAACUUGUCUCGGCAUUUCCUGGGGCUAAAGAACUUUUGAAAAAGUUGCAUGAAAAAGAGAUUUAUGUCGCCAUCGUCAGCAACAAAGGUGUAGCCGCGGUUGAGACAGCACUAAAGAACAACGGCAUUGACACCAUCCCGCAAGACUUAAUCGUCGGAGACAACACCCCUGGCGCAACGCGAAAGCCGGACACUGGAAGCUUCGAGAAUGUUUUGCUCCCGGCCCUGAAAGCUCGUGGACUCUCACAUGUUGACGUUUUGAAACCCUUAGUCGUUGGGGACACAGAGGCAGAUGUGAAAUUUGCCGCAAAUAUUGGAGCCAAGUCUGUUUGGUGCAGAUAUGGAUAUGGGGAAAAGAGCGCAUGCGAGAGGUUGAAGCCAAAUUUCACAGUGGAUUCAUUAGAUGAGGUUGCGGGAAUUGUUGAAAGGAUGUGAUUGAUCAAGAUUUCGCCGGUUGGGCGAUAAAUCUUCAUGGAAAGUAGGAGACUUUCAAAAUUGGUGGGCUGCGCGGGUUAUCAUAUAUAAGUUGUACUUAGAGUUCAGCUUAUCGACCUUGAAGCCCUGAGGCGAGAGGCGAAUCCUGUGCUCUCUUCAUGAAAGCUUAUUAUGGCAGCUUGAACCAUCAGAUGUGUUAUUUGCAGUUGAGAUGUGUCGCU